This is a messenger RNA of Drosophila albomicans, 1877 nucleotides long. RefSeq names its product rho GTPase-activating protein 36-like. Gene Ontology annotation, biological process: signal transduction. The record is from RefSeq and is a predicted model, not a curated record. Bases 10 to 1833 code for a protein of 607 amino acids. Lineage: Eukaryota; Metazoa; Arthropoda; Insecta; Diptera; Drosophilidae. The transcript has 5 exons.
UUAAAAAUAAUGCUUUCGAAAGCAAGUACAAUGCCUGUAUCGAAUUCACUUUUUGUUUUGGUUGUAAAUGAAUUGAAGGAAAUAGGAAUUAAACACAAAGAAAAGAAACCCAAAAUAAUAAAGGCUUCAGUCGAACAUCGGUUGUUUCGCCAAGGAUUGCAAUACCUAAAAUUGGCAGAUGCAUUUCUUGAAAAUGGAACAGUGGUACAGAUACCGCAAUUUGUUGUCGAAGCUUGUAGUUUUAUAUUGGAGCAUUGUGAAACAGAAGGCAUAUUUCGAAGAGCGGGCUCAGCGAUAAAGCAACGAGAGAUUCGUAAAUUUCUCGAAGCUGGGAAUUCUUUAGGAAAAUGCCAUCGGGUUAUAGAUGUUGCCAAUAUUGUGAGUUAUUUCUUUCGAGAGUUACCUGAACCUCUUAUUCCAUCUUAUUUACACGACACUCUCGUAAGAUGCCUCUUAACUCCAACAACAACAUCAAAUACCAUUCAUUCCAUGCAAUUGACUUGUUUGAUAAUGCCCUUGCUGACAGUUCAAACUCUGGCAUAUUUUAUGCAAUUUCUAAACACGAUCACAAGGCAUGUCGCAUCCAACAAAAUGAGUGCUCAAAACUUGGCAAUUGUAAUUGCACCUAGUAUCAUGCCAUACCGUGAUAUUAACAGCGUCCGCUUCAAGAAUCACAUUAAAAUAGUUGAGAUGCUUAUCAACAACGCUAGCGUUAUUGGAAAUAUCCCAGAAAGGAUUCAAGAUAAACUUGGCAGCAAAUCCAAGAAUUUAUUGAACACAUGUUUAAUAGCGACAAAAAAAAAGAGACAUGAAUGCCGCAGACCUCUUACUACCCAAAUGCAGCGACGAAGUAAUAUUUUUAGUAUGUUGAAGACAAAGGUUGGUUUAACAAUGAAUAGCUCUCCUGCAAAGCAAAGUGAUACUUCCAAUACUCAAGAAUUUGAGUUAAGCAAGGAAACCUCAAAGGAUAAAUGUGGAUCUGAAAUAAUCGUUAAGUCGCAAAUAUGUGCUGAACCUUUUGACGCUUUUCGAUCGAAACAAAAUGAACUAAUGAAUAUGAAUGGGAACUGUGAAAAUCAACCAGCUAACAAGCGAAGAUGGAGUGUUGUUCCAACAGGCUUCGCAAAAGAUAACAAGAAUAAAAACAUGAUAAAAAAUAUUCAAAUCCAAUCAGGUGAUUACACAAAAAAUUGUCCACAUACUUGCGAAAACGAAUUCGAUGCUGUUUUGGAACGGGUGUCAUCAAUAAAAAGCAAAAGUAAUACGCCCAAAGAGAAAUGCUUCUAUAACUUAGAAAGUCUUGUAUCUGAAGAAAUUUGUGUGAAAACCGAACUAAUUAAUACAAAAAUAAAAACACGACGAAGUAGCGAAGGUAAUUUUGUACGAUCCCUGAAUCUAGUUGGGACGGCACGGAGAACACGAGAACAUAUGUCGUCACGCAUUUAUCGGCAUAUUCCUUGCAAUAUUAAUGUACCAUCAGAUUCAACACCAAAUUUUCGUUCGUCCAAAAGUCAAAAUUUAAAUACCCCAAGUCCUGGUAUUAUACAGAAGGAUUUUAAUCAGUGGUUGCCAGCUGAACAUUUUUUUAAAAAUUUGGAUAACUGUUAUACUCCGGUGCAAGAAAUAGGAGUUCACUACGAUUCAAAAACGCAGGGAUUCGAAAAUUUAAAUAAAGAACUAUAUUUUACAAAAAAAAACAUAACAGAAAAGACCAUCGUAAAGUUAAAGUCUUCAUCAAAAAUUAUUGUUGAGGAACAAGGUCGCUCUUCUAUAGCUCGACUUCGUACUGAAAACUUUGGAAUGGUUUUAGCUAGAACUAAAUUAUUUGAAUAGUUGUAAUAAUUUUGUUUAAUAAAAAGAAAAAUGUAUGCCAAUAA